Molecule: messenger RNA, 1143 nt
Organism: Schistocerca piceifrons (Central American locust)
Lineage: Eukaryota; Metazoa; Arthropoda; Insecta; Orthoptera; Acrididae
Product: juvenile hormone acid O-methyltransferase-like
Exons: 6
Coding region: 1-1143 (380 amino acids)
Source: RefSeq, a predicted model, not a curated record
AUGCCUUGCAGCCAGGUGAUGGAGAACAUCUACAAGCUCCUGAUCAGAGGUGGAGAAGCGUUUAUCGUGAUGAUCAUCUACACGGCUGUGGAUUCCCUGUAUCUGGCUCUGUCAAGGGCGGAUUAUUGGACUAUGUAUGUGCAGGAUUAUAGGCACUUCGUGACGCCGUAUCAGUUGUUAGAUGAUCCUGCAGACGUACUGAGAGGUUUUCUGGAGGAAGCCGGGCUCCAGAUCAUAAAUGUUGAGUGCAGAGAAGUCAACUUUACUUCUCAGAACAUAAGCGUCAUAAGAGGUAAUGAAAUGGAGGACGCGGAGCUGUACGCCACAUCUAGCAGCCUGCAGCAGGAGUUCGUGUCUCAGGCGCUGGAUGAGCUAUGGCCGUCCCUCAGCUGGCUGUCUGAGGAGGGCACCGUGCUGGACGUGGGCUGCGGUCCUGGUGACGUCACAUUUCACGAGCUGCUGUCGCGCCUGCCACCAGAUUUCACCGUCGUAGCUGCAGACAUUUCUGCCAACAUGCUCGCCAAGGCUUCCUCCAGGUUCUCAGGACUCCGUGUGCGCUUCUGUCAGCUGGACAUUGGCACAGCCAACAUAGAGGACACGUGCGUUUGGCAGCAAGGACCAUUCUCAAAGGUUUUCUCCUUUUUCUGUCUGAACUGGGUGCAGGACCAAAGGCAGGCUAUACGAAACAUCAGGAAACUCCUCAGUCCUGGUGGUGAAACAGUUUUGGUCAUCGUGAGCUACAGUCUUAUUUUUGCAGUGUUUGAGGCACUCGGGAAGACCUCUCGUUGGAGUGCAUAUAUGGUGGACUACCGCCAGUUUGUGACUCCGUACCAGUUCAUAGAAGAUCCCGAGAGAAAAAUGAGGAAUUACCUGCAGGAGAUCGGAUUCACUGUAAAAACAUGCCGCGAUGUGAGAGACGUCACAUACACCUCGAAGGACGAGAGAAAUGUAAUAAAUACGGUGACUGCAAUAAACCCCUUCGUCAGAAGAAUCCCAAAGGAGCUCCGCGAGCCGUUCCUGCAGGACUAUGUGCGGGAAGCCUACAGACUGGGAGCCCUGGCCCGACACAGUCUUCCCGAUGAUGGCGGCUGCUGCUACACUUUCCACUACGGCGCGCUGGUCGUACACGCAGUCCGGGCAUGA